This is a messenger RNA of Chrysochloris asiatica (Cape golden mole), 876 nucleotides long. RefSeq names its product meteorin, glial cell differentiation regulator (gene METRN). The record is from RefSeq and is a predicted model, not a curated record. The transcript is spliced from 4 exons. NCBI's taxonomy places the organism in Eukaryota, Metazoa, Chordata, Mammalia, Afrosoricida, Chrysochloridae. The coding region runs from base 1 to 876 and encodes 291 amino acids. Gene Ontology annotation, molecular function: hormone activity. Gene Ontology annotation, biological process: positive regulation of axonogenesis; glial cell differentiation.
AUGCCACUCUCCGCAGUGCUCGGCGCGCUCUUAGGCGCCCUCCUGGCAGCGGCCGCGCGCGCCGGCUACUCGGGCGACCGCUGCAGCUGGAGGGGGAGCGGCCUGACCCAGGAACCCGGCAGUGUCGGGCAGCUGACCCUAAGCUGUGCGGAGGGAACGGUAGAGUGGCUGUACCCGGCCGGGGCACUACGCCUGACCCUGGGCCGUCCUGAUGCUGGCGCGCGGCCCGGUGUCGCCUGUCUGCGGCCGGCGCGACACUUCGCAGGUGCCCAGGUCUUUGCGGAACAUGCGGGAGGCGCCCUGGAGCUGCUGCUAGCCGAGGGUCCAGGCCCGGCGGGCGGCCGCUGCGUGCGCUGGGGUCCCGGCGAGCACCGAGCCCUCUUCCUGCAAGCCACGCUGCAUCGCGACAUCAGUCGUCGUGUGGCCGCUUUCCGCUUCGAGCUGCGUGAAGACAGGCGUCCCGAGUUGCUACCCCAGACUCAAGGCCUCAGUGUGAAUGGUGUCUGCAGGCCUUGCAGUGAUGAGGAGCUUCUCCUAACCUCUUGCACCAGCGAUUUUGUGAUCCAGGGAACCAUCCACGAGGUCACCCAUGACCUGGACUUGCAGGAGUCUGUCAUCCAAGUGACAGCUGCCCGUGUCCUCCGACACACACUGCCCUUGCUCAAGGCAGGGGACACAGAGGGCCAGGUGCAGGUCUUCAUCCGCACCCCACUUCACUGCGGCGUGCGCCCAGGCCCUGGCACCUUCCUCUUCAUGGGUUGGCACCGGUUUGGCGAGGCCUGGAUGGGCUGUGCCCCCCGCAUCCAGGAGUUUGCCCGUGUCUACUCAGCAGCUCAAGUUGCCCACCUCCUUCCCUGCGAGGUGGUGCUAGACUGA